Messenger RNA from Mesorhabditis spiculigera, 558 nucleotides. The record is from the annotation of a GenBank genome assembly. Lineage: Eukaryota; Metazoa; Nematoda; Chromadorea; Rhabditida; Rhabditidae.
AUGCCUCGACUUACCGUCAUUUGGCCACCACCCUCAAAUGCGAUAGAGUCGGCCCCGAUUUACGCGCAGCCGAAGGGAAGGAUGGACACCGCCACGUUGCCCCGCAAUUUCUAUUUGCAAAAGGCCCAAGAAGUGGCGGUAGACGAGGGCUUCUCGUCAAAUUCCGCCAACUCCUCCCAGUCGUCGAAUGAUUACGCGCCCGCUAAACGGGACACAAGCGUUACCCGCGGCGUAUUGGGCCAGCAGAAGAGUGUGGAUGAGGGUGCCAUCAGGGUGCACCCAGACUACACGGCUGCCAGCCUGAGCCGAAAGGCCAAGGUUCCGGUUGGAGCAAUGUUUGACGAGCGGCGCUUCUCCACCCUGGAACCCCGCGAGCGUGUUUUCCGCAAAAACGGACCCCCACCCCAGAUCCACGACGGCUACAGCACAAUGCCUUCAGAUGCCGUACGGAGGGGGAGCGAAAACGGAGCCGAGUGGGCAGUGUGUAAGCUGGUUAUUCCGUCGGAAAGCCCUCGUGUUGCAACGCUUUUACCUUUACUUUUGACCAAUGCGUUCCUU